AUGGAAGCUAUGGCAGUGGAUGAAAUGGGGAUUGUCACUCUCAAUCUUAAUAUUAAUACCAUUCAAAAGUUUUAUGCAUUCAAGAAAAAAUUUGCUCAAAUGGAUUGGACAGAUGAUAUUUUUAUGCAGAAACUCCUUGAAAAUUACUUGAAUAGCCAUUCAAAUUCUGAAUCUAAAGAGGCAGUUAAGUCUGUUUGUCCUGAAUGCCAAUUCAAUGCUGAAAAUAUGACUUCCCUUUUCGAACACUUUGAUAAAAUUCAUGCACUGGAGGCAACCUUCACUUGCAAUUGUGGCCUAACAUUCAUCCGCUUACCGGCGUAUCUGAGACAUUAUCUUGAUUGUCCACUCGCGUCUAUGGAUUCUUGCUUGAACACUAUUUCAAAGCAAUCUUCUCCAGAUACGCCAACAAAAUUAUCCGAAGAAUUUUUCAGGAAAUCAGAUUCCCCAGCCACUAUGAUUGCUGAAAAUAAUGAGAGUACAAGCCCAGAAGCCAGUUUUCAAGAAUCAAUAAUACAUUACAGCUUCUACAAGCAUCCUCCUGUAAUCCCCAUUAAGGGUCCUUCCGAUGAUCGACCUUUUGGUUGUCCAAAGUGCCCUAAAGGAUUUAAGAGUAAAUCUCUCCUUGAGCAACAUAUGCAUUUACACUACCCUCCUCGCUACAAGUGCCGGUGGUGUUUCAAGGUUUACCGUUGGCCUCCAGUUUAUUAUCAUCAUAUGCGAACAUGUAAGAAAAUGCCCCGAGGUGAAUCCGAAUCAGAUAAUCCUUCAAUGACAAGUACUUCCAUUCCUCCUGUAAAUGAUAGUGCCGUAUUAGAUCUCUCACAACCGGCAAAACCGGCUCAAUUUGUCACCUUAAAGGAAGAUUCUCUUGUCAAAUCUACUCCCCCUUCUACUCCUUCUUUUCCCUUACUGUCUUCACCACCAGUGGAUUUUAUUUGUCCUUGUGGAACUAAGUUUUCCGAUGUACAUUCUUACGUAGAUCAUGCUACUAAGUGCCUUCACAUUGUUCAGCCUCUUUCUUCCGUAAAUAUUGAACGAGCUUUCUUAGAUUCGACCAAUGAAUCUCUUGAAUCCAGUCUUGUUCCAAAUUCCGUCUUGAAACGAUUCACGUGCAAUUACUGUGCAAAAGACUUCACUUCUAAGCUCUCUUUAAAACAGCACAUAGAUGGUAAACACAGAGCUGAGGGGAAGUAUGUCUGUAAGAUUUGUGGAAAGCGCUACCGAUGGGGUGCCUCUUUUUAUUACCAUCGACGAACUUGUUCUCUUGCAAACGGUGUCAGCCUGCCUUCUACCGGUGUACUCUCCCAUCUUCCGCAUAUUUCUCAACCAUCAGCUUAA
Molecule: messenger RNA, 1338 nt
Organism: Rodentolepis nana
Lineage: Eukaryota; Metazoa; Platyhelminthes; Cestoda; Cyclophyllidea; Hymenolepididae
Source: the annotation of a GenBank genome assembly